Euleptes europaea (tarantolino) is the source of this 4709-nucleotide messenger RNA. RefSeq names its product dual oxidase 2 (gene DUOX2). The record is from RefSeq and is a predicted model, not a curated record. The coding region runs from base 1 to 4698 and encodes 1565 amino acids. The transcript has 34 exons. NCBI's taxonomy places the organism in Eukaryota, Metazoa, Chordata, Lepidosauria, Squamata, Sphaerodactylidae. Gene Ontology annotation, molecular function: calcium ion binding; superoxide-generating NAD(P)H oxidase activity; peroxidase activity. Gene Ontology annotation, cellular component: NADPH oxidase complex; plasma membrane. Gene Ontology annotation, biological process: defense response; response to oxidative stress; superoxide anion generation.
AUGCAAAUGAGGCGCCUUGGCCCCGCCCCGCGCCCCUGCCUCCUGGCCCCGCUGGCGACGGGACGGCCGGCCCCGCGCUCAGUCGCUGCAGCGGGAGGAGGAAGCGGCGGGACGGACGCGCGGCCCUGCGGGAAAACUCAGUGCUGGGAAACGCAGAUGCUCCCAGUGAGCGGAACUAACAUGCGGCAUCACGUCUUGCUUGGGUUUGUCCUGACAAGUUUGUGGCACUCCGUUGGCACCCAGGAGAAUCUCCACUGGGAAAUUCAGCGUUACGAUGGGUGGUACAACAACCUCAUGUAUCACAGUCACAGUUCAACAGGAUCACGGCUUUCACGCCUCAUGCCCGCUAACUACGCAGACGGCGUCUACCAAGCCCCACAGGAACCGCGUGUUCCCAAUGCACGCAGGCUCAGCAACGUGAUUGCACAAGGCGAAUCGGGAUUGCCCUCGGACGACAACCGAACUGUUCUCGGCGUCUUCUUUGGUUUCCACGUGCUCUCUGAGAUCCUGGAAGCCGACAAGCCGGGCUGUCCCGCUGAGUUCUUAAACAUGCCUAUCCCUAAAGCAGAUCCAGUAUUUGACCCAGCAAAGUCAGGGAGCGUCAUGCUGCCUUUCCAACGCAUGCAGUGGGUGGCGGGAACCGGACAAAGCCCGAACAGCCCCCGGGAUCAGGUAAACGGUGUUACGGGUUGGCUGGAUGGCAGCGCAAUCUACGGCCCGUCGCAUUCCUGGAGCGAUUCUUUGAGAGCUUUCUCUGGAGGGAUGUUGGCUCAUGGAGCUGACCAGGACCUGCCGCGGCAGACGCAGGCGACCAGCUUAAUGUGGAAAGCUUUGGAUCCGUCCACCGGAAACGGUGGGCCACAAGGGAUUUUUGACUUCGGAAGUGCCAGAGGGAACGAAAACCCAUUCCUGCAAUCCAUGAGCAUCGUCUGGUUCCGCUACCACAACUACCAGGCGCGGGAGCUUGCCAGGCAGAACCCCACCUGGUCCGAUGAAGAUCUGUUCCAACAUGUGCGCAAGUGGGUCGUGGCCACUUACCAGAAAAUUGUGCUGUAUGAAUGGCUGCCGAUCUUUCUGGGAAACAGCAUUGCAGAAUAUAAAGGUUACAAGCAGCAUAUAGAUUCCAGAGUCUCUCCUGAAUUCCUGGCGGCUUCUGCCCUCUUCCUGGGCACCAUGGUCCCUUCCGGAGUCUACAUGAGGAACUCAUCUUGUGGCUUCCGAGAUGUGACAACCAAAGACGGCAAAUCCUUUCCAGCCCUCCGGCUUUGCAACUCUUACUGGAGCCGAGAGAAUCCCAAUCUCCAAACAGCAGAGGAUGUCAGUGAUUUGUUGCUGGGGAUGAGUUGCCAAAUCGCUGAACGGGAAGACAAUAUUGUGGUUGAAGAUCUCAGAGAUUACUGGUAUGGGACUGUGAAGUACUCCCGCACCGACUUCGUGGCCAGUUGGUUCCAGCGUGGGCGGGACCUUGGUUUACCCUCCUAUAACAAAGCCAGGAAGUUCUUCCAGUCCAACCCUGCUGUUGACUGGCAGAAGAGCAAUGCCGAAAUCUUUCAGAAGAACCAGACGCUGCUUGAGGGACUCGUGGCCCUGUACGGAAAUGAUACGGACAGCCUAGAGCUGCUGCCCGGGGCUUUGCUGGAAGCGAACCGAACCCUUUUCCGUGCUAUCGUGGAGGACCAGUUUGUGCGCCUGAGAGACGGAGACCGGUUCUGGUUUGAAAACACCAAGAAUGGGUUAUUCUCUCCUGAAGAGAUUGAGGCCAUUAAAAACACCUCUUUCCAUGAUAUUCUCACUGCUGUCACCUAUGGGAAUUCAAUCAAAAUCCAAACAGAUGUGUUCCGCUUGAACAGUGAUGUGUGCCCUCAGUCCCAGCAGUUAGCUGCGCAACAGCUGCCGCCUUGUGUGCCCCUAACCACGCUGGAUUACUUCGAAGGGAGUGUGGCUGGGUUUGUGAUUCUCAUCGUUGCACUCUGCUGUUUACCUUUAGUGAGUUUGAUCAUUGCUUGGAUCGUCGCCUUCGCCCGGAGGAGAGACUUCAAAAAGCUGCAGAAGCAGCAAAGCCCCAGCGAGCGGUCUGAAGCAUUUCCAGGGGGGAUAUCAGCUUUUGAAUGGCAAGGUCCGAAGACCGCCACCUCCCACGUCUACCUUCAGCUGCACGAAGACAAGGUGAUCAAAGUGCUGGACGGCAAGCUGGCGGUGGUCAGAAGCAUCAGUCUGAGAAACCAGCAGCGGGUGGAAACCAUCUUGUCCAACAACAAAGGCAGCAAGACCUUGCUCCUGAAGAUCCCCAAGGAAUACGACCUGGUGUUGCAGUUCAGCAGUGAGGUAGAUCGCAGGGACUUCCUCGUGCACCUCAAAGCCUACCUGGAGAGAAGCCGGCUGACUCUGCGUGCGUUCGAGAUGAAGGAGCAGCAGUUGCUGAAGAAGGCAGUGACCAAGGAGCAGAGGAAGAAUAUCCUGGAGAUUUUUUUCCGGCAUUUAUUCUCCCAGGUCUUAGACAUUGACAGAUUGGAUGCCGGGGAACUCAGCUUGGAAACAUCUCAGAAAGUCAAAGAAGCCCUGAAGUGUGAGCUGAGCCGGGCAGAGUUCGCAGACGCUUUGGGGCUGAAGCCCCAAUCCGUCUUUGUGGACUCCAUGUUCUCUCUGGCGGACAAAGACGGCAAUGGAUAUAUCUCCUUCAGGGAGUUCCUGGACAUCCUUGUGGUCUUCAUGAAAGGAUCUCCACAAGAGAAGUCCAAACAGAUGUUCACCAUGUAUGACAUAGAUGGAAAUGGGUUCCUUUCCAAAGAAGAGUUCUACCGGAUGCUGAGGUCCUUCAUCGAGAUCUCCAACAACUGUCUCACGCGAGAUCAGACCGAGCAGGUGAUCGAGUCAAUGUUCAGAGAGUCGGGAUUCCAAGAUAAGACGGAGCUGACGUGCGAGGAUUUUCACUACAUGCUGCGGGACCAUGACAAUGAGCUCCGCUUCACCCAGCUCUGUGUUAAAGGCGUUCCUGACAGAUUCAGACAAAACAUGAGCAACCGGGUCUCUUUCAUAAACAAGGACAAAGUAAAUCAGAACCUUGGUCCAUCACCGCAUCUCUACACUGAGGCACGGAGGGAAAAGUACCGGAAGAGCCUAGUCUACCGGAAGAUCCAGCAGUUCAAGCGCUUCAUCGAGAACUACCGCCGCCAUAUCAUUUGCGUGGUGAUUUUCUCAGCCAUCACGGCUGGCGUCUUUGCAGAGAGGGCUUACUACUAUGGAUUUGCAUCCCCGCCCACCGGAAUUGCCGAUACGACGUUUGUGGGCAUCCUCAUCUCUAGGGGAGGAGGCGCCAGCAUCUCGUUCAUGUACUCGUUCAUCCUGCUCACCAUGUGUCGGAACCUCAUCACCUUCCUGCGGGAGACGUUUUUCAAUCGCUACAUCCCCUUCGACUCUGCCGUGGACUUCCACCGUUGGAUUGCUACAGGGGCCCUGAUCUUUUCAAUUCUUCAUACAUUAGGGCACGUCGUCAACGUCUAUAUCUUCUCUGUUACCCCACUCAGUGUCCUGUCGUGCCUCUUCUCCAAAGUCUUUACAGAUGAUGGGUCCCAGAUUCCCCCUAAGUACUAUUGGUGGUUUUUUGAGACAGUCCCAGGCAUGACUGGGGUGCUGCUGCUGGUCAUUCUUGCAGUCAUGUACGUCUUUGCCACUCACUACUUCCGGCGCAUCAGUUUCCAGGGUUUCUGGAUCACUCAUCACCUUUACGUGGUUCUCUAUAUCUUGGUGAUCAUCCACGGCAGCUUUGCUCUAAUCCAGCAGCCCCGUUUCCACAUUUAUUUCAUCGUCCCGGCUCUCAUCUACGGCGCAGACAAGCUCAUCAGCCUGAGCAGGAAGAAGGUGGAAAUCAGCGUGGUGAAGGCUGAGCUCCUCCCUUCAGGAGUCACUCACCUCCAGUUCCAGAGGCCUGAAGACUUUGACUACCGGUCCGGGCAGUGGGUGCGGAUCGCCUGCCUGUCUCUGGGCACCAACGAGUACCACCCCUUCACUCUGACCUCUGCGCCCCAUGAGGACACGCUGAGCUUGCACAUCCGAGCAGCCGGACCCUGGACGACCCGGCUUCGAGAGCUCUACUCCCCAGAAAGCGUAGCGGAAAUCGGCAGGUAUCCCAAGCUCUACUUAGAUGGGCCGUUCGGAGAAGGGCACCAGGAGUGGAACAAGUUCGAAGUCUCUGUGCUGGUGGGAGGGGGCAUUGGGGUGACCCCCUUUGCCUCCAUCCUCAAAGAUCUGGUCUUCAAGUCGUUGGUCGGCUCCAAGAUCCCAUGUAAGAAGAUCUAUUUCAUCUGGGUGACACGAACGCAGCGGCAGUUCGAGUGGAUGGCUGACAUAAUCCGCGAGCUGGAAGAGAAAGACCAGCGCGAGCUGGUGUCCGUCCAUAUCUACAUCACUCAACUAGCGGAGAAAUUCGACAUGCGCACUACUAUGCUGUACAUCUGUGAGAGGCACUUUCAGAAGGUUCUGAACCGGAGCUUGUUCACAGGCUUGCGGUCCAUCACCCACUUUGGACGGCCACCCUUUAUCCCUUUCUUCUGCUCCUUGCAAGAGGUCCAUCCUGAGGUUAAGAAGAUCGGGGUGUUCAGUUGUGGCCCUCCGGGCAUGACCAAGAAUGUGGAGAAAGCCUGCAAGAAGAUCAACAAGCGGGACCAGACCUAUUUCGUGCAUCAUUAUGAGAAUUUUUAGGCAUUUGACUG